Molecule: messenger RNA, 600 nt
Organism: Mesocestoides corti
Lineage: Eukaryota; Metazoa; Platyhelminthes; Cestoda; Cyclophyllidea; Mesocestoididae
Source: the annotation of a GenBank genome assembly
AUGCAUGGCGGUGUUUUUUCUGUCAACGUUCAAGAGGUCAUGCUUCAAGACGUCAAAGUGGAUCCGGUUCCAGUGUCCAAUGGAAGAGGUGUCAGAUUGUUUGAGGGCGGCCUUUACUUCGGCGUGAGCGGAGCCAUCAGACUAGUUCUCAAGCAACUGCCAAACGUGGAGGUAGACAACCACGUUGACGUUGACGUGGACGGCAUUUUGAAGUGUCGCACGUACAGACGACAGCAGAAUAUUCACGACCCCACCUUCAAUCCACCAAUCUACUUCAGUCAGAAGCUGCGACUUGUUGCCGCUGCAGGUGAACACCACAGGGAUCACGGCUACGUGAGGCUCAAGCCGUGCCAAGUGAGGGUGUUUGGUGUGCCUGGUGACUUCGAGGACGUUCUCCUCCAUUCUGACCCCACCAGGUAUUGGACAACCCACGCUAGAGGCGGUUACUACAAAGCCUUUCGUAGCGUGACCGUUCUCUUUGGACGAGUUGCCCAUAUCAGCGAGAUUACUCUGAAACUCAAGGAGAACGCAAAUAAUACUCCCCGGUCGUUGGAUCUCGAUGGAACGCGAGACGGCAAGUCAUUCCACUUCCUCCGUAAG